This is a messenger RNA of Symbiodinium necroappetens, 382 nucleotides long. Lineage: Eukaryota; Dinophyceae; Suessiales; Symbiodiniaceae. The record is from the annotation of a GenBank genome assembly.
GAGCCUACGGCAUAUUGCUUUGAGUUUGCUGAAGCUGGAGCGCGUUACCGAUCGCCUAGAGGACAUGGCGCGCAGCAUCCGCUUCGAGAACUGGCGCUCCAAGACAGAGGAGAAGGAGCGAAAGCGCCGCGAGGAGGAGAAGCGUCUCCAGGAGGAGGAGAAGCGCAAGGUGGCCCUGCGCAUCGAAAAUCGGCGGCGCUUCGACGGCGACAACGAGAAGGCAGCAAGCAUUCCCAUGCAUCCCGUGGAGGUUGACGGUCCCCAAGGCCGUGAGACCGUCUCGCUGGUGGAUGUGGAAAACCUACAAAACCGAUGCUUGCAGCUGAAAGGAAGGUGUUUCCUGGAACUUCGGGUCAGAGAUUCGUCUGAGAAGGUGGCGUGA